CGGAAGAAACAGGAAGAAAGUACUAACCCAUUCCAAACCUUCUUCCGCCCAUCCUAAUUUCUCUAACUGUAAUGCAGCGGCUGCGCCUUUCGCUACGGUACACGGAGGCGUUACUCGAUUUGCUGCCUGCCACUAAAAGCAAGCUGGUCUCAAACGUUACCCUCCCAUAUUUCAGAACAACAAUGCACUACCACACGGAAGCAAGAGGACGUCCAAACUCCACCGACUACAGGAUUUAUUUUAAGAACGCAGAGGGGAAGUACAUUUCUCCAUUUCAUGAUAUCCCUCUGUUUGCAGACACAGAACAGGGAAAUGUGCCAUCUAAAAGAGUCAAGAAAAAUGAGAGCGAGGUGCUGUUCAAUAUGGUUGUGGAAGUUCCACGGUGGUCAAAUGCAAAAAUGGAGAUCGCAACGAAGGAGCCUCUGAAUCCCAUCAAACAAGACGUCAAGAAGGGGAAACUGCGAUAUGUGGCCAACAUGUUCCCUCACAAAGGCUACAUUUGGAACUACGGAGCGCUUCCCCAGACAUGGGAAGAUCCAAACCACACCGACAAAGACACUGAGUGCUGCGGAGAUAACGACCCGAUAGACGUGUGCGACAUCGGCUCCAAGGUGUGUUUGCCAGGUGAUGUCAUCCAGGUGAAGGUGCUGGGGGUUCUGGCCAUGAUUGACGAGGGAGAGACGGACUGGAAACUCAUCGCCAUCAAUGCAGAAGACUCAGACGCUCCCAAACUCAACAGUAUUGAAGAUGUGCGCAGGAGCAGACCGGGCCAUUUGGAGGCUACUGUCGACUGGUUCAGGAAAUACAAGGUGCCGGAUGGGAAGCCAGAGAACCAGUUUGCCUUCAAUGGACAGUUCAAAGACAAGGACUUUGCAGUGGAGAUCAUCAAGUCCACCCAUGUGCACUGGAGGGCACUUGUGCGCAAGCAGAGUGACGUCGGAGACAUCGAUUGUAAGAACGUGUCUCUCUGUGAGAGUCCGCACAAAUGCAGCUGCGAGGACGCCGCCUGUGUUGUGAAGUCGGCCCCGGCUUGGGGGGAUCCACUUCCUGUUCCUGCUGAAGUGGACAAAUGGUAUUUCCCCAACAAGUGAUUUUUGGAUUGGAUCAAGACACCGGGGAGAUCUUAGUUGAGUCUAAUAUCAACUUCCAAGCCCUUUCAAGUACUGUAUUUCUAUUAAAUUACAAAUAUUUUGUAUGCAGUUAAUUUCAUUUGGAAAUUCAUUUUGUAUUGAAAUUGGAUUUCAGGGUUUUAUUGUUGAAGACAUAAAACGUUACAUUUAAGUUGUAUGUAUUCAAGUUUUGAUGACGAUCGUACUGAUGAAAUAAGGGGACCCCACCCUCUAAACUGUAAAUGAAUUCCAAAAUUAAGUUGGUUUAUUACGUUUCUUAUGUUCUUGAUAUGUACUGGAUAUUAUGUACAGUAAGAGUCCAUUUUAUUUAAUGAUGCCAGUGUAUAUGCCAAUAUGCCUUUCAGGACCUGUUAAACGGAUGAAAAUGGUCCUUAUUUGGAUAAAUAAAAGCAUCUAGAUGUUA
Messenger RNA from Osmerus eperlanus (European smelt), 1533 nucleotides. RefSeq names its product inorganic pyrophosphatase 2 (gene ppa2). Gene Ontology annotation, molecular function: magnesium ion binding; inorganic diphosphate phosphatase activity. Gene Ontology annotation, biological process: phosphate-containing compound metabolic process. NCBI's taxonomy places the organism in Eukaryota, Metazoa, Chordata, Actinopteri, Osmeriformes, Osmeridae. The record is from RefSeq and is a predicted model, not a curated record. Gene Ontology annotation, cellular component: cytoplasm. The transcript is spliced from 12 exons. Bases 72 to 1091 code for a protein of 339 amino acids.